Messenger RNA from Pisolithus orientalis, 1006 nucleotides. RefSeq lists its product as uncharacterized. Lineage: Eukaryota; Fungi; Basidiomycota; Agaricomycetes; Boletales; Pisolithaceae. The transcript has a single exon. Bases 338 to 937 code for a protein of 199 amino acids. The record is from RefSeq and is a predicted model, not a curated record.
CGCUUCACGGCCCCGCAAUCCCAAUCUUGCCCUACCUUCUAGAAACGCUAACACAUCCAUUCUGCUCCGCAUUCUGGUCGAUGAGGUGGUGCUCUCUGAGCGCGAGGGUGAACACGCGCGACGCUGCUAAUGAAGCUUAUGUGUGUCCGCUUCACCGUCUGAGAAUGCCCGUGAACGAGGAGAGAAAGGUGGUCGCGAGAGCAACGACGAAUCGUACCCGACAACACCGAGUGGAAUGCGCGGCGGUAUGAAGAUCGGGGCGAAUCAAGUGUUGAGAGUACGUUCAGAGAUUAUGUAUACGAGGAUAUAGAGGGUGCAAGCGAAAGAUACGGACGCGAUGGCUGUGCCAGUCCAGGGCGUGAUGGGCUCGGGGGGACCCAACGAAGGAGAAGGCGGCUGCGACCCCGCGCUCGGAGGGUUGUUGAGUAGUGAAGACAUACCCGCCGAUGAGGACGCCACCGAAAGUCUGGGAGUGAUAUCAAUGGCACCGGCUUCGGAGAGGGUAUAUUUCGCAAAUGACUCUCGUGAAGGUCGCCCGGACACGACCGGCACAGCAAGCUUCGGAGGGAGAGAAGGGACACGUUUAGCGGUGAAUGCGAUAUGCCUCUCACAUCUGCUGUGCAGGUACGUCAGCACGAGUAUGCAAUAUGGAUCAGGAGGACGCAAAGGUCGCUGUUCAGUUCUGAGGUUCAGAACGUCCAACUGGUCGAUAGUGACAACAUGGAAGUUUUCUGCCUGUGAGAAGUCAGUUGACGAUUACGCUGCGUCUGACUCGCUAUGGACCUGGCAGAGCUGCUUGCUAGAUCGAGAUAUGGGAAUGAUCGCAACUCGACCGUGUCGCGUUUACCUGUCCGCAGUGUAUAGUAGGCAGAUGGGUUGUCGUCGACAUCGUCGAGGGGGACGGUCCCUGGGGAUGUCUGCAAGAGACCCAAAGUGAACAAGAGAAUGAAGCCAGAAAACGGCCCCACAGACACUGGGUGGACACUACACAGCGAGUGCCAGAGCU